This is a messenger RNA of Leptopilina heterotoma, 1508 nucleotides long. Its product is annotated as zinc finger CCHC domain-containing protein 7-like. Bases 241 to 1260 code for a protein of 339 amino acids. The record is from RefSeq and is a predicted model, not a curated record. Lineage: Eukaryota; Metazoa; Arthropoda; Insecta; Hymenoptera; Figitidae. The transcript has 4 exons. Gene Ontology annotation, molecular function: zinc ion binding; nucleic acid binding.
GAACGCAAGUUAUGCACAAUCUCCGCGGACGACUGCGAGUUGCGAGUUGCCUACAAGUUUACUUUAUUCAGAUCAGUCAUACGUGUGUUCAGUUGAUUGACCUGAAAUAAAUUAUUGGCAAAUUGAACAUUACUAAUUAAAGAAAAUUCUUCCACAGAGAAAAGAAUGUUCAACGACGACUAAUGGGAAAAACUUAUUGAAUGGUACGAAAAACGACUAAUUGAUGAUCAUCAUCUACGUAUGCCAAGAAAACUUCCCGAAAUUGCAGAUACUGAUUCCACUGAAAAGAUGAGUGAAAAUAACGAUGAGACAAAUUCAGAUUUAGACGAGUCAAUAGAGAGUGCGGUUGAUAAUUUAGAUGUGGACAAUUCACAAAUUUUGGAAAAGGAAAAAGAAGAGAAAGAAGAGAAAAUUGAAAAAGAUGAGAACAAAAGAAGGUGCGAAGAAGAGCAAAGACGAAAAGAAGAGUUGAGAAUGAGAGAAUGGAAUCAGAUGACCCAGCAAAAUCGUGAAGUUUUAGAUCAGAUGCGAAAACAGGAAUUUAAGAUGGGAGAACUGAUGAAAUCAGUAACAAAGUUGUGCCAGCUGUCAAUUCAAUCAAUAGACCAAUUGGCAGAAACUACAAACUUAAUGAAACAACAAUUGAUAUCAUUUCAAGAAGAAAGAAAAAAUGGUAAAUCAAUUGAAACUAUAAUCAAUAUGGUGAGAGAUGACUACCUACUCAACGAUUUUAAGAUGAGCAAAAUUAUUUAUUCUAUGACAGAAUUACAAAAACAAGUGUAUAGUGAUUACAAUCAGGAUGAGGCAACGAGAAAACAAACGAUGAGUACCGAAACCAAAGACGUGAGGGCAGUAAAUUACGCGAAGAAAGAGUCCGUUAGAUGCUACAAGUGUCAGAGUUCCGGCCACAUAGCAUCAAACUGUCCAAACAAAAGCAAGGGCAUUCUAUGUUACAAAUGUAACAGGUUUGGAGACCAUAUUGCGACGUCAUGUCCAUAUGAUCCGACACCGUCAACAUCUUAUGGUUCAAGAGGACGAGGAAAUUUAAGGAACAAACAAUUUAAUAAUAAUUAUGAUGUGCAAAAGAGAGCACAUAAAAGACGAGCAAAUGAACAACCCCCCUUAAUAGCAAAAAGAAGUCGUUUUAGUCCUAGAGGUAGAAGUGGUAGAAGUAGAAGUGGUUUCUCAAAUUUUGGUAAUAACUACAAUUAUAACAAACAAAAUUUACAAAACAAACAAAAAGGAAAGGAUAAACCAUAAAAACAACAAGAAGUGAAAAAUAAAAAAGGAACUAAUUAAGCUGAGAUCCAGAUGAGAGAUGAGUCAAGAUGCAAACAGGAGGGAGUAUUGGAAAUUUGGUGUGUCCGCCCCUGAGCUCAUUUGAAAUAGUUCGUGAACUAUGCGCUGCUGUGUUGCGCGCCACCUCAAGUAUUACUAUAUUACGUUCUUUAAAAUACAUUACUAUAAUUUCAUGAUCUCAAGAUAAAUGUGUGUAUAAGUUAGACUGU